Neoarthrinium moseri is the source of this 1293-nucleotide messenger RNA. RefSeq lists its product as uncharacterized. Bases 1 to 1293 code for a protein of 430 amino acids. The transcript has 4 exons. Gene Ontology annotation, cellular component: multivesicular body. Gene Ontology annotation, biological process: late endosome to vacuole transport via multivesicular body sorting pathway. The record is from RefSeq and is a predicted model, not a curated record. Lineage: Eukaryota; Fungi; Ascomycota; Sordariomycetes; Amphisphaeriales; Apiosporaceae.
AUGGCCUCCAAUAUCCCCGCAAAGCUCAAGCCCGCCGGCAUCACCCCCUUUGUCGUGCGCGCCAAACAGCUGCGCGAUGCAAAGCCCGUCAUCUCGUAUUGGUGCUAUUACUGGGUCGUCAACCAGAUCUUGGCAAAGCAGCUUCACAAUGCCGACGGGGAAUGUCUCGAGUUCACCACGGCCUUGAUGGACACAUUGGAGCAGAUCAAGGUAGACCAGGCCGGUAACGAGGCCAUCCUGAACGACGACGCCGGCCAGGCCGCCGUCGACCAGUUUGCGCAGGAGACGUUCGAGCGAGCCAUGCGGCCCCUGAAAGCCGACAAGGUCUCACAACAAACCGCCGUCACCUUCGAGGCCGCCGCCACCUUCUUCCAGCUGAUGAACAUAUGGGGCACUCCCAACCCGGAGACCGAGAAGAAGAUCAAGUUUGCAAAAUGGAACGCCGUGCGCAUAGUCAAGGCCAUCAAGGAGGGCAAGGACCCCAACGAGUCCAACCCCAAGCAGGUUGAGGAGGAACAGGUCGACGAGGACGACCCCGAGCUGCAGGCCAUCAUGAGCGGCCAGCAGCCCAAGCCGGCGACCGUCGAAGACGCCCCCGAUGCCGAGGGGAGGGCGUACCUCGACCCCAGCGCGGCGGCAGGCUCGCCCGCCCCUGUAUCGGCGCCGACGUCUCCGCCUCAAGGCUCCGCUCCCGCCCCGGAGCAGGUCUCCCCGAUCGCUCCGCCCGAGCCCACCCCGGAUAGCUACUUCCCCUCGGCCCCUACCGGCGGUGAUGGUGAUCCGCCCCUGGAGCUGCCUUCUGCCCCCGCGACGUUCGGGAGUCCCGACCUGAGCGUGCCCAGCCCGCCGACGGUGGCACCGACCGCGCAGAGCCCGACCGUCCAGCCACCGUCGUCCUUCUCUCCGCCGGCCCUCCCAGACACCCCGCAAGACUUCUACCGCUCCGGCGCCCCGCCCCAAGCACCGGCCCCUACGUUGCCAGACCCCUUCCCACCCCAGCCGCAUAUGCCGCAGCCGCACCCGCUGCCGCCGCCCGCCGCGCGCCAGCAGCCCCCUGUCGUGCCGACCUUCUCGCCGCCCACGCCCCAGACGGUGCCCGCGGCCCAGACGCCACCGCAGCCCCAGGCGUACGGCGGCGGCCCGCCCACCAACGCCGUGUACAACGCCGACGACAUGGCCAUUGCGCAGGCCCAGAAGCACGCCAAAUGGGCCAUCUCGGCCCUCAACUUCGAGGACGUGCCGACCGCCGUGCGCGAGCUCAAGGCGGCGCUGGGCGUGCUGGGGGCUCAGUAA